Molecule: messenger RNA, 1158 nt
Organism: Cryptotermes secundus
Lineage: Eukaryota; Metazoa; Arthropoda; Insecta; Blattodea; Kalotermitidae
Gene: Psf3
Product: DNA replication complex GINS protein PSF3
Exons: 4
Coding region: 219-824 (201 amino acids)
Biological process (GO): mitotic DNA replication initiation
Cellular component (GO): GINS complex
Source: RefSeq, a predicted model, not a curated record
CCGGUGGAGAAGUCAAACCUCCUGGGUUAAUACCUCUUUCAGUAGAUGGCAUAUAUGUUCAUGCUGUGCCCUGCUCCCCGUCUAGUAGUGAUCUCUGUCGAUUACAAUCGACAACGGUUGGCGGGAUCGGCGGAUACUGGGUGCGAAAGUGUAAAAUGUGGUGUUAGUGUUUUAAUUGAGACUAAAUAAUCUGUGCAUGUUUUAAUGAAAAUUACGUAAUGAAUUUUGGUAGUUUAUCCCAUUACCUUUCAAUUGAAGACUUAUUUGCCACGCAGGAAAGGCUACCAUGCAAGUUUGUGGUUCCUGUUCAUCGCCUAGGUUUCUUGGAUCCAUCUUCAGAAAAUGAAGACAUUGCAGUAGGAACUACUGUUGAACUUCCUUACUGGCUUGCACAGUCUUUGUGCUCUCGAAGAUGCAACAUAGUUAAAGUAGAGAUACCAAAGAUAUACAAAGAAGCAUAUAGGGAAAUUCUGAAAGCAGAUGCAUGUGUUGUUGACCUUCAUAAGUUUGGUUUGUUCUUUUAUGAAUUUGGUGCUUACCUCUCUCGACUAGAACACCGGGAUUCAACAGAAAUUGGAUCUGUACUAGUACAGACAUUCAAGGAGAGAUUUCGUCAAGUAAUGGACUGGGCACAUAACUCUGGGACAGACCCGGCAGUAACACAACGCUUGGAUUCUUUGGAAAGGGCACUGUUCCGAGAAGGACAUCAGACUCGGGCACAGCUAGAUGCCUGGCUCAGUGAGGGAGCAGGUCAGAUCACAGCAGCGGAAAUGGUCAUUAACCAUAAGAAACGCAAACUGGCAGUUCUUGAUGACUUUUGUUGAACAUUGGUAAUAUAUUAUAAUUUUGUGUUCCUGUGUAAGACAGGUACAUAUACAGUGGUUCAUACAGAAAUAUUUUUGUAUAAAACAAGAAUUCUUUUUGUUUAAAGAAUUUGCAUUGUGUUCAUUAAAAACCUCAGUAUAAACAAUUUGUAAAUUACAGUAUAUCAGCCACUUCAUUACAAUAAAUACUUUUCAAAAUGGUGGCAGUAAUACUAAAACUGAUUCAGCUAGCCCCAACUGCAGCAUUCAUUUAAUGUAGAGCCUAUCAUCAUCAGUAAUCUGUCAGACGACAGGUCCACAGUCUCUUUCAAAACAAUUCCUCCACUUAAUGCGA